Messenger RNA from Pestalotiopsis fici W106-1, 1674 nucleotides. RefSeq lists its product as uncharacterized. Gene Ontology annotation, cellular component: membrane. The transcript has 2 exons. Gene Ontology annotation, biological process: amino acid transmembrane transport. The record is from RefSeq and is a predicted model, not a curated record. Gene Ontology annotation, molecular function: amino acid transmembrane transporter activity. NCBI's taxonomy places the organism in Eukaryota, Fungi, Ascomycota, Sordariomycetes, Amphisphaeriales, Sporocadaceae. The coding region runs from base 1 to 1674 and encodes 557 amino acids.
AUGGCAGUGUCUCCUGAAAUUGGCUUCUCGGGCCACGACAAUAGCGAUGUCGAGAAGAAGGCAAAUCUGUCCAAGGUCCAAAGUUCCUGCGAUGGCGAAGUCCUAGAGUCGUCUUCCCAUGGGACCAAGAGAGCAAUCAAGUCCCGACAUGCACACAUGAUCGCAAUUGGCGGCAGUGUUGGAACUUCUCUGUUUGUUGCGUCGGGUCAAGCUCUUGCGGCUGGAGGACCUGCACUCCUUUUGAUUUCUUAUCUCUUGUUGUCUUUGCUGGUAUACGGCAUCGUUACCGCUGUAAUUGAGAUCGGUACAUACCUCCCAGUGCCCGGAUCCUCCAUGUCGAUGUAUUGCGGCCGAUAUGUGUCCAGAUCCCUGGGCGUAGCGCAAGGCUAUUUAUACUUUUACGCAUUUGGUAUCAUCGCAGCUUACGAAGUCGUUGCCGGCACGAUUAUUAUCGACUAUUGGCCAAACAAGGUUCACGUUGCUAUUCUGAUAACAAUCAUGGUGGCUGUCGUGAUUCUACUCAACGUGUUUCCCGUGGGUGUCUACGCCGAGGCCGAAUUCUGGUUCGCUAGCAUCAAGGUUGUUCUGAUCCUUGGACUGUUGCUUUUGUCCUUGGUACUGAUGUGCGGUGGCGGACCCGGGCACGAGCGUCUUGGCUUCCGAUAUUGGGACAAUCCGGGAGCUGUCAACGAAUAUAUCCUCCCAGGAGCCAAGGGCCGAUUCGUAGCCUUCAUCUAUGUCUGGAUUCUUUGCGGCUUCUCGUUCUACUUUGGGCCCGAGCUGGUGAUUGUGACGUCGGGAGAAAUGCGCAACCCUCGCAAGAACCUCCCAAUUGCUGCGAGGCAAUUCUUUUGGCGUCUCAUCUUCUUCUAUGUUCUGGGUGCCAUAGCCAUGGGUGCCAUUUGCGCCUCCAAUUCGCCAGGUCUGGUUUCUGGUUCCGGCAACGCCAACUCAUCUCCCUGGGUCAUCGCCAUCAAGAAUGCUGGCAUCGAGGGCCUCCCGUCUGUCGUCAACGCUGGUAUCCUCACAAGUGCAUGGUCUUCUGGAAACUCGUAUUUGUACAUGUCCAGUCGUUCGCUUUACUCUCUGGCGGUCUCUGGAGAUGCUCCCAAGAUCUUUGCCAGAUGCAACCGAUGGGGUGUACCCACCUAUUCAGUCUUGACCGCGAGUCUAUUCAUGCUUCUGGCGUACAUGUCGUGCUCCUCAGAAGCAGGCACCGUGUUCAACUGGUUCAUCAACAUCACCAACACUACGGGCUACACUUCAUGGGUGCUUUGCUGCAUUACAUUUAUCCGCUUCCGCAAAGCUUGCAAGGCUCAGGGAAUCAAGCCACCAUACCAGUCACGGAUUCAACCCUGGGCGGCUUGGAUAUGCAUGAUUAUUUUCGCAAUACUAUGUCUUCUCAAUGGCUUCACAAACUUCUUCCUGGGCCACUGGUCGACGGGCAACUUCUUUUCGGCAUACAUCGGCUUACCCAUUUUCUUCAUCAUCUGGUUGGGGCACAAGUUUACUGUUGGACGAAAAGAUUCUUGGAUGUAUAAUCCCAGCGACGUGGAUUUGACCACUGGUUUGGACGUGAUUGAGGCGGAUGUGUUGAUGUAUCAGGAAGAAGAGAUGAGUAGAGGCGAAAGCAAGGGAUUUCUUCAUACUGUGAAGAAGAUAGUUGCCUCCUAG